Molecule: messenger RNA, 3243 nt
Organism: Mesorhabditis belari
Lineage: Eukaryota; Metazoa; Nematoda; Chromadorea; Rhabditida; Rhabditidae
Source: the annotation of a GenBank genome assembly
AUGAAUGAAGAGAGUAAGGGUCAUGGUCACGGUGGUGGUCCGAGCAUCCGCUCUCGUCCCGAAUCGAAACUUCUGGUACAACAUGCAAUUGAUGAGCAGGAUGGAACUGAUAAAUUUAUGAGCGAAAACUUUCGAUUUUAUCUACAAAAAGUUGGCACUCUUUCGGAAAAGGAAGCCAUCGACACCCUCCUAAAUGUGGAAAAGAGCGAAUUCGAGCGGAUGCAUUAUGGACUAAUUUACGGAAUUUUGACAGAGCCGAACAACGCUCAAAAAUAUUUUUCACAUCUAGCGACUAUUACAUCCGCCCCAGGCCGAGGGGAACCAUGGGCUAUGUCAACGUAUGCGAUGUCUUUGGUCAUUGAUGAGCUUUUCCAUAAGAUGUUAAAACAUGUUAGAUAUCAAUUUCUAUUUCUUUUUAAAGAGGCUAUGCGAUUGGAUGUAAAUCAGCUUGAUGGGUCUAUGCUAGAAUUUGUACGAGGCCUUGGCGACGUUUUUGCAAUAGAUGAAAGGAACGCGUUGUAUGAUCAGUUUCUUGGUUUAUUAGAAGCAAACCGACAAUAUCUUCAUCAAUUGAAACCAACUUUGAGACGGGGUCACAAUCAGUUUGUUUCAUAUAUUGUGCACACCUGUACGCAUUUGAUAUGUGAUUUGCCGCCAAAUGGUCCAUUUGAGCCACUUCGUACAAAAGCGAUUGACCUCUUAAAUUGGUCAAUAAAAAACCGUGUUCAAGAUGUCGGGAUGCUGGGACGAGAUUUCAUUUUGACUUUGAUGCGCGGCUCGAAAGUAAAAGAGAUAAGCACAAUCUUCGAAGAUCUUCUUAAUGGAUCAAAUCGUUUUGAGCCGUUCCAAGGUUUCGAAGAUUUCAAAAGUCGAUCGCCUUGUUUGACGCUUCAACGUGUCAGCCCCAGUUUGCAAAAGAAACUGCAAUUUUUCUAUCAAAUUCCCCGCAACUCUUUUGAUCGCAUUGAAUGGUUCUGGAAGCUUCUUGAAGACGAUUAUUUACGGCCACAUGGUGAAGACAAUGGAUGGUUACGUGGAGAAAUUUUACGUUAUCUUCUAUAUUCACAGCCUCCUGCGCCACAGGAGCAACAGAUACAGCUUGAUGUGAAAUUGAACAUUUUGACACUACUUUUCUUGCAAGUAAAGCAAGAAUCUAUCGAGUUACAGUGGAUGAAAAUGUGCCUAUGGUUUGAUUGGUUAACGUUUGUCCCUCCACAACCAGGAAAACAAAUUCAGCCUCAAAUGCUAGGUCCUUUGCAAUUAACGUGGAACUUCAUACGCGCAUGUUUUAACAGUUCUCAACUGGCGAUCAUUACCCUCGGGAACUCUUGUUUGCAAUUUCUCUUGAAGGCUGCUGAAUUAGUCUGCCCCAAGCUAGCACCGAAGUUUCAAGAAUCUUGUGUUGGAGCUCUUUCUCUUCUACGUGAAACGCAAGGAAUGAACUUCAUUUCUCAAGUUUUGGAUAAUGCGCGUGUCGAUCGAUCGUAUCGAAAUCAACUGCGUGAAUACUUCAAGGAUUUUGUUCGUCAGCCAACGGUGCCAACACCAACCUCCAGCGAACCUCAACUUCAAGCUCAACCCCAGGUCAAGCUGGAACGUCCCGCUCCUGCCAUCGAAGAUGCGGAAGAGGCUAAUGAAGUGCGAGAUAAAUUUACCCAGGAAAAGAAAAAAGAACGUGAAGAGCAUGAUAGGGAAAUGGAAAAACGGCAAAUUACAAAUCGAGCGGUGCUAGAGGCUGAUGUAAAUGCAAACAAAGAAUCUCGGAUGCAAAGCUUGAAAGAAGUUAUGGAGCUAUUGGUCCCUGAUAUUAGAGAAGCAAUUACGAAAAUUAGAGAUGUUUUUAACGAUCCAUCAAAUGACGCCAUGAAGCGAUCUGAAGAAAUUCAGGAAUUAAUUAUGACCAUUUUAAGAACAGAAAGUGUCGUAGUUGAAUCUGAACAAUUGGAACUUGUUGGUCAAGCAGUUCAUUAUAUCCUUGGGCCACUAGUGAGUUGGGUAGACUCGGCACUGCCUGAAAAUCCCAAUCCCGACAAUCUGGAGGAAUGCUUCAAUGCUCCAAUCAAUGUUUUCUUCCGCAAUGUUGUUCGUCGAACCCACGACGACCCAACUCAUAGGAAUGCAAUAAUUCAAUUGAUUGCCGCGCUUCGUGACAAUAAUUCGGCUGUUGGAUACUUGUUAUUAUUCUUCUUAAAGUACGAGACUUUAAGUAAAGAUUCAAGUGAUCCAACUUCCCUGGACGUAUACAGCGACAUCGCACCUUUGGCAGAUGUAGAAGUAGAAGAAAUGCUUGCCGAUGAUCUGCAGGAAUGUGCCGUCACUGAUAUACGACUCUUUUCAUACUUGUUACCAUUUGUGUAUAGAUUCAAAGAGGCAUGUGGUAACGUUAAAUUGCUUCGAGUCGCGUGCAAAUUUUCUGAUCCAACCGACAUUUUGAAACUCAUUAGCGAAAUAACAAAAGAAAACAUGACAGUAUUCAAGAGGACCUCGUUUGCUAAUUUGUUAAUGUCGACGGCUGAUUGGGAAAUUACAGAACAAUGGGUGAUGUGGCAAUUAGUCCACGGGCAGGGUAUUUCUGUUGAAUGGUGUCUUCCGUUAGUUUCACGAGUCGAUGCUGUACGUCACCAAGUACUUGCCACAAACCUACUUUUGAUGUUUAGGAGAUUAGAAAGAGAACCGAAUAUGGCCAUGAUUAAAGCAAUCUUUCAAAGACCUUGUGAUUCUAACGAUCAAGUGGCCAUUGAUAUGUUGAAGAUACUGAUUGCUGAUGAGGAGGUUUGUAUCAAAGUCUGCGAAAUCAUCAAUUCAAUUUUUGAAAAAGGAAUUCAGGGUGGUGAUUAUUUGCUCCAGGGAGGCAAACAAAAAUUGGGGCAGAAACAAACAAAAUUAACUUUGGAACAGGUCGUUGCGCAUUUACAGAACUUUGCUCAUCGUUGCCUAUACAAAGAUAGCCAUCAGGCGGAAGACUUUCUUUCAAGAUCCGAAUUGCGAGAUGCGUUCACGCUGAUCACAAAGUCAAAGGAGAACUGGGCAACAAAGUUGCGGGAAAAGUACAGCGAUAUUUUCACGACAGUGAUGGAACUACGUGGAGGUGGAGAGAUUGCCACGAGGAAUCUCAGACAUGGGCGAAGGGCCGGUGGGCAAAAAAGAGAACGCGGAGCGACGGCGUCAGAAUCGGAUGAAGUACAUCAACCACGCCCGAAAAAGAGUCAGAAAAAUGUGAUAGAAUCUGAAGACGAAGACGAU